CGCUCUCACUAGUCGAACGGUGCCCGACCGGUAACGUAGCGCCGACUGCCGACCGAGAGACGAACCAGCGACCAUGUCCGCAAUUGCGAAGACUUCCAAGUACACCUACCGCAGCAGCGGUGGUGGAUCCACCGACGUCAACAUCGAGUACAGCGCCGACCUGAGUGCUCUCUCCAGGCUGGAGGACAAGAUUCGUCUCCUCCAUGAUGAUCUGGAAUCCGAAAGGGAGCUACGUCAGAGGAUUGAGAGGGAGAAGGCAGAUUUGAGCGUACAAGUGAUUCAACUCUCUGAGAGGCUCGAAGAAGCUGAAGGCGGAGCCGAAAGCCAGUUCGAGAUCAACAGAAAGCGUGACACCGAGUUGACUAAACUGCGCAAGCUUCUGGAAGAUGUCCAUCUAGAGUCCGAGGAGACCGCACACCUGCUAAAGAAGAAGCACCAAGAGAUCGUGGUCGACUUCCAGGAACAGAUCGACAAACUCACCCACAGCAAGGCCAGGUCUGAAAAAGAGAAGGCCAAAUUCCAAGCUGAAGUUUACGAGUUGUUGGCCCAAGUGGAAAACAUAAGCAAAGAAAAAAUUGUUAUCUCUAAGACUUGCGAGAGACUCGAGAUCACCAUUAGUGAACUUAACAUCAAGAUUGAAGAGCUGAACCGUACCAUCGUUGACAUUACAUCGCACAAGCAGCGCCUGUCUCAGGAAAACAUUGAGCUGGUCAAGGAAGUUCAAGACCUUAAGGUGAACAUUGAAAACGUUGUGUACCUUAAGAGUCAGCUAGCCAGUCAACUUGAGGACGCGCGUCGCAAGCUUGAGGAUGAUGAGAGAAGGCGCUCUCUUCUUGAGGCCAACCUGCACCAGGUUGAAAUUGAUCUGGAGUCCGUCCGCGUCCAACUGGAAGAGGAAUCUGAAGCGCGUUUGGACUUGGAAAGACAGUUGGUUAAGUCUAACGGUGAAGUGAUGCACUGGAGGUCUAAGUUUGAGGCUGAAGCUGCCGCCAGGGCUGAAGAAAUUGAAGAGAUCCGCCGCAAGUACUCCAUCCGCAUUCAGGAACAAGAGGAACAGAUUGAGACCCUCAUCGCUAAGAUUAGCAGUGUUGAGAAGCAGAAGUCUCGUCUACAGAGUGAGGUUGAAGUGUUGAUCAUCGACUUGGAGAAGGCCAACGGAACAGCUCGGGAGUUGCAAAAGAGGACCGAACAAUUGGAACGCGUUAACAUCGAAAUCAAGUCACGCCUUGAAGAGACCGUCCAACUGUACGAGCAAAGCCAACGUGACUUGCGCAACAAGCAGGUUGAGAUCCAACGCAUCUCCCAUGAACUGGACAAGACCAGGGAGCAGAAAGAUGCUCUUGGCCGCGAAAAUAAGAAACUGGGUGAUGACUUACACGACGCUCGUGCUAACGUGACCGAGUUGACCCGCCGUCUUCACGAGCUCGAGAUCGAGCUGCGCCGUCUUGAGAACGAGCGAGAGGAACUCACCGCUGCCUACAAAGAAGCCGAGGCUGGUCGCAAAGCUGAGGAACAGCGCGCGCAGAGGCUAGCCGCAGAGCUGGGUCAGUUCCGCCACGACGCUGAGCGCCGCAUCCAGGAGAAGGAAGAGGAGAUUGAGUCCAUCCGUAAGCAAACCAGCAUUGAAAUCGAGCAGCUAAACGCUCGUGUAGUAGAAGCUGAGAUGAAGCUCAAGACUGAAGUUACCCGCAUCAAGAAGAAGUUGCAGAUCCAAAUUACCGAACUCGAGCUGUCUCUUGAUGUUGCCAACAAAACUAACAUCGAUUUGCAAAAAACCAUCAAGAAGCAAUCCCUACAGCUCACUGAGAUACAGACCCACUACGACGAGGUCCAAAGGCAGCUGCAAGUAACUCUCGACCAAUACGGUGUCGCUCAACGCAGGAUUCAAUCCCUUACCGGCGAGGUAGAAGAAAUCCGUGGCAACUACGAACAGGCCCUUCGUGCCAAGCGCUCUGUUGAGCAAUCCUUCGAGGAGGCGCAGACCCGUAUCAACGAACUUACAGUGAUCAAUGUGAAUCUGUCCAGCAGCAAGGCCAAGAUUGAACAGGAGCUGGCUGCUGUUGCUGCUGACUACGAUGAGAUCACCAAGGAGCUUCGCAUUGCUGACGAAAGAUAUCAACGUGUCCAGACUGAACUGAAGCACACCGUUGAACACUUGCACGAAGAACAAGAAAGGAUUGUGAAGAUUGAAGCUGUUAAGAAGUCUCUCGAAAUUGAAGUUAAGAACUUGUCUGUGCGUUUGGAAGAAGUAGAAACCAAUGCUAUUGUCGGUGGAAAGCGUAUCAUCAGCAAACUGGAAGCCCGUAUUAAGGAUAUGGAAUUGGAAAUGGACGAGGAGAAGAGGAGGCAUGCCGAGACCAUCAAGAUUCUUCGUAAGAAGGAACGUCAGCUUAAAGAGAUUCUCAUCCAAUGCGAAGAAGACCAGAAGAACAUCGCUCUUCUUCAGGACUCUUUAGAGAAAUGUUCUCAGAAAGUCAACAUUUACAAGAGGCAGUUGACUGAACAAGAGGGAGUAUCCCAGCAGAGUGUCACCAGAGUGCGACGAUUCCAGCGUGAACUCGAAGCUGCCGAAGACCGCGCUGACACCGCUGAGAGCAACUUGUCGCUCAUCCGCGCUAAGCACCGCACCUUCGUCACCACCUCUACAGUGCCCGGCUCCCAGGUUUACUUGGUGCAGGAGUCCCGCGCUCUCAGCACGGAGUGAGCUUUCUCCAACCAAGCCCCGCAAUAACAGCAUUUCUCUCCGCCAGUACAUUGGGGCACAAUUCCGGUCGGGUAUAAACCUAGUCGUUCGUUAAGUGAUGUUUGAGUUCCGAUAAACAUCGCUGGAGUUCUUUUCGGGGACGGGUGCUCAACGAUUGGUCUCGCCCUAAUCGUGUCUCGACGCUUUGUGACCCGUCGCUGACCGUCCGUCCCCUAACAUUUUUUAUUGUAAUACUUAAUCAAUCAAUAAAGGAACCAAAAAUCA
Danaus plexippus (monarch butterfly) is the source of this 2968-nucleotide messenger RNA. RefSeq names its product paramyosin, long form (gene Prm). Bases 74 to 2704 code for a protein of 876 amino acids. The transcript has 16 exons. NCBI's taxonomy places the organism in Eukaryota, Metazoa, Arthropoda, Insecta, Lepidoptera, Nymphalidae. Gene Ontology annotation, biological process: peptidyl-threonine phosphorylation; actomyosin structure organization. Gene Ontology annotation, cellular component: cytoskeleton; myosin complex; cytoplasm. Gene Ontology annotation, molecular function: protein serine/threonine kinase activity. The record is from RefSeq and is a predicted model, not a curated record.